GCGGAUGGUGGAGGAGUGAGCGUGGCGUGUUGAGCCCGUGAGCGGUUGGCGUUUUGCCAUUUUUUCGGUAUUUAAUGCAACUUUUAAACGUGUAAACGUCUCGGAUUCAUAACGUUUGUUGUGUGAGGGAGUAACUCUUUGUAUGUGUAGCAUUCUGUGUAAACAUCUCGGAUGUUCCAUCUCGUGGAAAAAAUCCGCGAAAAAACCCCCAGCACUUUUUCUAUGCUCCACCCACAAAGGGCCGUCUCCGACUCCACACAGCGCUUCGACCGGUGUAACACACACACACACACACACACACACCGUGUUACACACACCGUGCCAGCAAGUCAAACUCUCACAUAGCCGCUCACUCGGGCCGCCAUCCACCGCAACACACACACACACACACACACACACACACACACACACACACACACACACACACACACACACCGUGUUACACACACCGUGCCAGCAAGUCAAACUCUCACAUAGCCGCUCACUCGGGCCGCCAUCCACCGCAACACACACACACCACACACACACACACACACACACACACACACACACACACACACACACACACACCGUGUUACACACACCGUGCCAGCAAGUCAAACUCUCACAUAGCCGCUCACUCGGGCCGCCAUCCACCGCAACACACACACACCACACACACACACACACACACACACACACACACACACACACACACACACACAGGAGUGACUCAUGCAGAGCUGGAGAAUCAGGUUUACUCGGUUUAGUUAAGCUCAUUUAUCUGUGCGCUUCCUCAUACUGUAACAAAGACAUUGGAGAAAAACAAAACAUAGAUACAAAGCCUGCUAUUAAAAACAGCUUAAUAUUUCAUAAUAAAUAAUAUCGAAUUCUGAUAUUUAAAAAACUUUAUUAAUAGCCACAUUAAAUAAAUUAUAAACACAUUUUAAUGUAAGGGACUUUAUUAAGAAGAAUAAAUAUUUGUCUAGAACUCUGACACGGUUAUCCUUCGCCUUUCGACGCCGGGGUUGGACAAAUCGUUGUUCCACGGCAGCAUCGGGCCUUUAUGUUCAUGACUCAGUUUUCCACUGUUUUAUUUUAUUUAAUUUUAUUAUGUUAGUGUCACAUAACGAACUCAGACAUUAGACAAUAUACACAGGCAUAUUUCCCAUGAAAUAUGUGCAAUAUUUGUACACAAUAUUUCACCAAAAACAUGUACAAAAAGACAAUGAAAAAAAUCUAUAAUAAAUAACAAUAUAAUUAUAUUAAUACGGCUGUUUAUGAUUUUUCUCACAUGCGACAGGAUAGCUUACUUAAUGUAACGAAUAAUAGGAAAAAAUGGAAUAUAAAUAAUUUAACGGAAUAAAAUCAUCUGCUAAUUCCGACAGGCUUCGGCCCAUUUUCCAACCACGGUACUAUCUUUCCAAAUGGCGAUGUCGAAAAAUUCGGAAACCAUCAAAAAGAGAGAAAAUCAGUCGCCUUUCGACGGCGGUGUGGAACUAUUCGCUGUCCGACGUCGACGUUUUCCAGCAGCAGUGAAGGACUGUCCGCUUCUGAACGAUGGCAUUAAAUGUGCGCUUUCCAAAUGGCGGUGCUGAAGUAUUGCCUUUCUGACGUUGGUGUUCUCCCUCGGGUACAUACAGCGUUAUGACCAGAGGCAGAAACCCCGCCUCUGUACUGUUUGAGAAGAGGUGGAAACGGUGCGCCUGAACGCGACCCAUAUCUUAUUCAUGGUUGUAAAACUUACCUGCGUUCAACCGAAUACCUAAACAGUCAGGAAUUUAGAGUGCUAUUGGCCCUUCAAGGUCGGUGUCGGAUUAUUGUCUUUCUAACAUUAGAUUCGGUUGAGAAAGAUGCCUUGCGAACCAGGAGCGACGUCUGAAUAGUUGGAGGAUUGGUAACUCCGACUCUUCUGCUCUAGCCAGAUGAACGCGUUGGAAGAGACGUAGAGACGGUGCGCAUAUACACUCGCAUCGUCCCAACCCCUCUGUGAGAAACGUCCAUGUAUUUCUCCACCUGUUCACAAGUCAGUCGCUGCUCACAUUUCCGUGGCGCACACACUGGAAAGUGUCAUCUUACAACCGCCGAUCAAACAUGAGUGGCCGUUCAGGCGCACCGUUCCACCUCUUCUCAAACAGAAGUAGAGUCGGGUUUCUGCCUCUAGUCUCUCACUGUACGCUUCCGUGUUUCCGUGCAGUACAGACUGUAGGGCUGUGUGGUGUAUCCGACUUGCCGGUGGAGAGAAAAACUUUUUCAUACGGGCUUUCUAGUAUACAAAGAAGCGACGACUGCUUUUGUGGGAAACCUGCUCAUUUUGAUGGCUUACGUGUUUUGACGGUCAUUAUGAUCUGAUGAAGGAUGUUUUUCUACGUCUUUGUAUUAUGGACAGAAUUAAGGUUACAAGCAACGUCUCGAGAUUUCCUCAAACGCCUUCAUCUUGUAACAGCAGAAAAGUCGAAGUUGACGUUAAUUCCACACCUCAUCACACGUCGCUCGUGGCCGGGAGGAUAUGUCGCUCGUGGACAGACAAAUAUGUUGCUCGCGGACCGACAGAUAUGUCGCUCGCGGACGGACGGAUUUGUCGCUCGCGGACGGACGGAUAUGGACAAUAGGUCGCGGACCUAUCUAUUACCUUUACAAUUAUGUAAAUGUUUUUGCAUAUAUGGAUGUUUUAGUUGUAGUUGAUAAGGCCGACUUAUUUUUAUGCGGCAAAAAUUUGCCGCGUUAAAUCUCAAUCGAAACCCGACUAAACGGCUUAUAUAAUCUCCUGCGGCUCUUCUCCGCUACUGAGCUCUCUGCUGGAUGACUGCUGAACACCGACCGUCAGAAAUCAGCUGUUAAGACUUCUACUCCACCAUGGGUUCAACAAACUCCACUGAGAUGAUCAAAAUUCUGAUACAAGCACGGGCAGCGACCCAACAAAAGCUCCAGAGCAACAUGCAGCAACCAGAAUCCAUCUUGCAGUGGUCGGAGCAACAUCGCCAGAGGUUUCGCUCCUUGACCCUCCGUGAGGUCGGCGACCAAUUUGCAUUUGUGCAACAGCUCCAAGACCUCUGUCAGAAAUGGCUGCUGGCUGAGGAUUGUGACCCGGCUAGGAUUGUGCAGCGGGUGGUAAUGGAACAGUUUAUCAACCAGCUUCCAGAAGAGACCGCCCACUGGGUUCAGAACCACCAACCAGCAACGCUAAACGAGGCCAUCCAUUUGGCGAAGAUCCACCUGACAGCUUUCAUUCUCUCUACCUCCUUACCUGAGUACGACUCCACCAUGAACUCCACUGAGAUGAUCACCAUUCCACAUGUUGAACAAUGGCAAAGGCAGUAUCUGGAGGCCCUGAUAAAAGGUCAGGCAGAGAUCCAAUGGAUGCUCCAGAGCUUCAUGCAUCAAUUGGAAUGUAAAGAUUCUAAGACUGCUGUUUCACAGCAGUCAGAGCAAUAUCGCCUGAGGUUUCGCUCCGUGACCGUCGGUGAGAUUGGCGACCUAUUUGUAUUUGCACAACAGCUCCAAGACCUCGGUCAGAAGUGGUUGCUGGCUGAGGAUUGUGACCCUGCUAGGAUUGUGCAGCGGGUGGUAUUCGAACAGUUUAUCAACCGGCUUCCAGAAGAGACCGCCCACUGGGUUCAGCACCACCAACCAGCAACACUAAACGAGGCCAUUCAAUUAUCGAAAAACCACCCUUUGUCGCUCACGACAACGAUUAAAAGAUCGAAUUUUAUCUAAUUUAUUUAGCUUGAAUUAAUUUGAAAUAAAGUCUGCCUCCCACCUGAUGAGUUUAUAAAAGCUGGACCGGUAUACUGCUCCGCAAUCACGAGCCUGUAAAUAGCGAGUAUCGUCCUAAGGCGGUUUUGAAAUGAGUCGUAAGACGAUUGACAGAAUUGUCGCAUUAUGACAGAUAAUUUUCGACAUAGUAGGCCAACUACAAAUAAUACGUUUCCGUGGAGGAAUGUAUCCGCGAGAAGUAUCCGCAAGAAAUAUCCGCGAGAAGUAUCCGCGAGCAGAUAGGAUUAUUGUGUGUAUGUCAAGACAACAUUAGGAUUAUGAAAAGAAGAUAUGUUAUUUGUAUUGUGCAAUUUGUCACUGCGCGCUGUCUGGACUGCAGCACUUCUGCCGAUUUUAGGUCGGUAAAGUAGGCUGUAUAAGUUAUAAGGCCAUAUAAGGUAUACUCCGCCUCUCCGCCUCCCAACCUAGAGUAUGUAAAGCGACGACUGCCUGCCUGUAGAGUUUGUUGUGGGCUGCGCUUAUCUGACUGACAUGUACGUUCAUAAACCGCUGUGCGACGACAAAAGUGCCCACCAUCGGAAGACAAGCGGACCGACUUUCUUCUCAACAAAAGCAGGGACCCAACACUCAGUGCGUCCUUUCUUUCGUCUGUGUGUCUCUGUGUUAAUAAUUUUGUACUUACAUAGACAUAUGUUUUGUUUAUUAUUUAUAAUAUUGGAAUAAUGAUUUGGUUAAUUAUUUGUAUACAAUAAUCAAUAAAUUGAUUUGAAACUGA
Molecule: messenger RNA, 4471 nt
Organism: Ictalurus punctatus (channel catfish)
Lineage: Eukaryota; Metazoa; Chordata; Actinopteri; Siluriformes; Ictaluridae
Product: SCAN domain-containing protein 3
Exons: 2
Coding region: 2836-3696 (286 amino acids)
Source: RefSeq, a predicted model, not a curated record